AUGGCGCCCUCCAAGGACCAGCUUAACGAGAUUGCCGCCCAGGCUCAGCUCGACCUCAACACCUACCAGUCCAAGACCGGAGCCGCCCGCCCCACGGGCAACGACGAUGCCGGCGUUUCUUCCGUCGCAGAGCGCAAGUUCCCCGGCGCCUCCGUCAGCGUCCAGGGCGAUCCUACCAACAAUGUCUCCUACAAGCCUGAGCAGCCCGCAAAGGACCCAGCCGUGAACGACGACGACGUCGUACCGGCCAAGAAGAUCUCCUCGCUUGGAACCCAGGACCAGAAGAACGACGUCCUUCUCCAAGGCGAGGGUGCCGUGAGAAACAACGUCGGCACUAAGCCCCCUGGCGUCGGCGGCAACAAGUUCCCCGGCUCGGAUUACUACACCCCCGAGUCUGUCCCAGACAGCAUCUCUGCAGAGGGCAACAUUGCUCCCGAGAGCGUAACGCAGGCCUCUGCUGAGGCUGAGAACCCCAGGUAA
Messenger RNA from Colletotrichum chrysophilum, 480 nucleotides. RefSeq lists its product as uncharacterized. The coding region runs from base 1 to 480 and encodes 159 amino acids. The transcript has a single exon. The record is from RefSeq and is a predicted model, not a curated record. NCBI's taxonomy places the organism in Eukaryota, Fungi, Ascomycota, Sordariomycetes, Glomerellales, Glomerellaceae.